GUCGUGUUCUUCCUUCAGACAAACCGAAGAAGACACUCAAACACGUGUGGGAUUUCGGGAGCAGCGCGUGUUGUUACCGACAAGCAGAAAUCAAUCACGUUGAGCGCGUAUCGAUUAUUUGUUUGGAUCAGAAAUGACGAAGACGAAGAAGGAGAAAGUCUGUGCGGACGGAGAGGAGGCCGCGGCCGCCGACGGGACCGAGAAGUCCUACCAGGACCUGAUCGCCAACGUGAACCCGAUCGCUCAGCCGCUGGCGUCCAAGAAACUCAGCAAGAAACUCUACAAAUGCGUCAAAAAGGCCGCCAAAGUGAAGAACAUCCGGCGAGGAGUGAAGGAAGUCCAGAAGUUCAUCAACAAAGGAGAGAAAGGGAUCGUGGUGCUGGCCGGCGACACGCUGCCCAUCGACGUCUACUGUCACCUGCCCGUCAUGUGUGAGGACAGGAACCUGCCGUACGCCUACAUCCCCUCUAAAGUGGAUUUGGGCUCGUCUGCAGGCUCCAAGAGGCCGACUUGUGUGAUCCUGAUCAAACCUCAUCAGGACUAUCAGGACGCCUACGACGAGUGUGUGCAGGAGGUGUCCAGCCUGCCCAAACCCCUCUGAGACGCCAGCCCAUCGGCGAGCAGCUCUCAGGUCGCUGCCGUCAUGUAGAUAAACCCUCACUUUAAAGGAGCAGUCCGGCAUUUUAGGAAGUCCCCUUUUCUCAUCAACGGCUCCAACGAAGCAUCAGCAUCUCCUUUUCACGUUUUGGUUUCCGCAGCGAGCAACAUGCUGGUCGGCAGAGUCCGAGCUGAUGGAAGGAGGAGCUAAGAGGCUAGCGGUUUCCCCCCGUCUCCAGUGUUUGUGCUAAGCUGGGCUAAACCUGUCCCGGACCAUCGGACUGCGGCGGAGACGUUUCACUUCCUGUUGAAGUGAUGAAAUCUCCCAGAAAUGAACCAUCAUGUAAAUAUUUCAGUAAAAUAAGCCACAGUUGCAUCAUGUUGUGCAGCAGACUGGACUGAUCAAUCAGACUGAUUGAUUGAUUGAGGUCAGAGGACGGUUGGACAGCGAGCUGCAGGUUCUCUGUUAAAGUAUUUCCUGUUUUAAGACGUUAGGAGUGUGUUGAUGUUCAGUUUAUUCUUCCUUUUUCGACUGUAAUUGAUUAAGUUUUUUCUCUUUUGGUCUUUGAGUUCUGCUGCUUUUUAAUUUUGUGUUUUUUGAUUAAAAGAAAUGUGAACUGAA
Messenger RNA from Scatophagus argus, 1219 nucleotides. It is a transcript of the gene nhp2, whose product is annotated as NHP2 ribonucleoprotein homolog (yeast). Gene Ontology annotation, molecular function: box H/ACA snoRNA binding. The record is from RefSeq and is a predicted model, not a curated record. Gene Ontology annotation, biological process: rRNA pseudouridine synthesis; snRNA pseudouridine synthesis. Lineage: Eukaryota; Metazoa; Chordata; Actinopteri; Scatophagidae. Gene Ontology annotation, cellular component: nucleolus; box H/ACA snoRNP complex. Bases 134 to 601 code for a protein of 155 amino acids. The transcript is spliced from 4 exons.